AUGCCAGGCACAUUUGACCCUAUACCAGGUUUCGAGAAGAUUGCUUCAGCAGUCAACAAGGGAAGAACGGGAGAAGACGAUGCCAGUGGCUUACCGCAAGGCACCUGGUUAGGGGGCGUUUAUCUAGGUCAUGGAAGCUUUGGCACCGUACACUACUGGCUCAAGGUCGACCAAAACCAGAACGUCAUCGAUCGUAUGGUUAUCAAAGAUGUCGAAUGCUUCGAUAACACCAAGGAGUCCUCAGCUUACCGGGGCAUAUACGAAGAGCUUGUUCGCAAGGAUAUGGAUUUUGGUAUCAAUCCCGACAAACCGGGCAAGGCGACAAUUGACGAGAGAUUUUUGAGAGAAGCCUAUCUGCAGGGGCUUAUGACCGACAACAACAAACCCUUCUCGGCUACUACUGUUCCACUUCGAGGAUUCAAGAGAGGUCAUCUCGACAGGAUGGAACAGGGACGAAAACUCCAUCAUUGGCGCAUUUACAUGGAUUUCUUCCACGCAGGCGAUCUCAAUAAAUUGAUCAAAAGCCAUCUCACCGACAAGGGAGUCCCAAAGAGACCCAUACCUGAGCCGUACAUCUGGUGGGUCUUCACCUGUUUUGCCGAAGCUCUACUCCAGCUGGAGAGUGUUGUGCAGGCGAGACCCAAUGCACGUCAAGAACAAGACGAAGUGAUCGCACUAAUGGACAUGAAGCCAGCCAACAUUCUGCUGGAAGCCAGACGAGACGAUCGGUAUCCAGUUUACCCGAAACCUUUGCUGUCUGAUCUAGGCGCAUCCCACAUCCUCCACAAAGAAGAUCCGCUGCAGAACCGAAGUGUCGAAGGCAGUUACCCUCACGGAGCCACACCAGGCUUCUUUCCUCCUGAAAUGUGGAAAGCCACUGGGACUGAAUUUGGUACACUACGGGGCAUCGACAAGCCUGUAUACUCUUGGACCAAUGUUUGGCAAGUCGGUCGAACUAUCGAGUGUAUGAUGCGUCUGAAGACAAUGCUACUUCACGAACAAGUUUCAUUAAUCUGUGAUCGCGAUUCACGCAUCAANAAAGACCCACCCAAGUUCAAGAGGUUACCUAAAUUCAAAUACAGCAGCGACCUCAUCGACCUUGUCGAGCGUUGUCAGCGUUUCGAACCAGAGGAGAGACCUACGCCAGCCGAACUGCUAGGACUAAUCAGAUCGCUUGCACCCAAGCACAAUGGUGGUAUGGAUGAAUGGGGCAAUGCCAAAUGGAUUAAGAAUCGAGAAGCGGCACCACAACCCAAAACUUACUCGGUAGUGGCCACAAGCUCGGCAAGCAGCAACAUGGAUUUUCUUGAUGGGUAUCCUCCCGACUGGGCUGAGAGAUAUCGCCAGCUAGAUGUGAGAUUACCUAGGGGUGCNGAUCUUGCCUUCUAUGGCAACAAAAAUCCCGCCAGGCUCAACACCAGAGCUGCCAUUCCUGAGAGAAAGCCAUAUAACCCGCUCAACGACGUGAACUGGAAUUAG
Aureobasidium musti is the source of this 1479-nucleotide messenger RNA. The record is from the annotation of a GenBank genome assembly. NCBI's taxonomy places the organism in Eukaryota, Fungi, Ascomycota, Dothideomycetes, Dothideales, Saccotheciaceae.